Ipomoea triloba (trilobed morning glory) is the source of this 765-nucleotide messenger RNA. RefSeq lists its product as uncharacterized. Lineage: Eukaryota; Viridiplantae; Streptophyta; Magnoliopsida; Solanales; Convolvulaceae. Bases 61 to 510 code for a protein of 149 amino acids. The transcript has a single exon. The record is from RefSeq and is a predicted model, not a curated record.
ACGGUGGGGGAAUUAGAGAGAGUUUUGGCUUGAAUUUGAGCAGGCAUCUAUCCUCUCACCAUGGCAUGCAUAAACAUGUUGAAAAAUGAUCAGCAAGGCCUGUGCACAUCAAUGGGUCCAAGAAUCUCCUUCUCUAAUGACUUCGCAGAUUCCCAGCACCCAAAGAGGCAUGACCACAGCUACAAAGAAGCCCCAGUCUCCUCAGACUUCGAGUUCUCAGUCCCCACCUACAACAUCAUCUCUGCAGAUGAAGUGUUCUUCAAGGGCAAAAUCUUGCCCUUGAAGGAGAAAUCCACCAAAACCACUACUCUCAGAGAUGAGCUCCUCCAGGCUACAGAUGAUGACUAUGGUGAUCUCUUCCUAAAGGGCACCAGCCGGUGGAGGGAGCGUUUGGGCUUGAAGAGAUCCCCUGUUUUCCCCAAGAAAUUAUCCGACCGGAACGACGGCCCCCUCCAAGGAAUUGAUGAAGUUAAGGUUCAAGAUUUGAUCAACAUUGCAGGUGGAAAGUAGAUUCCUAAUUCCUAGUACUGUCCUGUUCUCUUGUUCAUGUCCCAGCAGCUAAUUUUUAAGAAUAUUUGUUCCCCUCCAGGCUCUGAUCUGGAUUGAUAAUGUCCUUUUGUCAUAAUUUUUUUCUUCUUCUUCCUUCCUUCAUAUAUUAGGAAGACUAGAUGGAUUCUGUACACAUGUGUUGUUCUUAUGUUCAUCUUUUCUGUACAAAAUGUUUGCACUUCAGUCUAAUAAUAUAUGCACUUUUAUACGUUGAUC